Molecule: messenger RNA, 1813 nt
Organism: Musa acuminata subsp. malaccensis (wild Malaysian banana)
Lineage: Eukaryota; Viridiplantae; Streptophyta; Magnoliopsida; Zingiberales; Musaceae
Source: RefSeq, a predicted model, not a curated record
AAGGUGACCGACGAGGUUUGGAUCCAGUCUUGGAUCUGCGCGUCGUCGAUAGCAGCGCGUGGCCGUUGCACGACGAACCGAAGCGGCUCUCCGACCGGCGCUCGUGUUCGAUUCCGUUUCUGUUGGCGAGCUCGUCUUCGGAACCCUAGAAAUUAAGAGUCGGUGUUGGAUUGUCGCCCUCCCUUCCCGGGCGACCACGGAGGGGGAUGCUGUAGCGAUGGCCGACGAGAAGCCGAUCUCGAUCUCGAGUGGUUUCUCCGAUGGCGAGGCCCCUUCCAGGUGUGAAUUGUUGAGUAUGGUGAAGAAACAUUCAAACCUACUGGGUGAUUCGGUACAUGAUGAACAGGAUGCUUCAGAUGUUGUAAUGGACAACGAGUUCUGGCAUGAGGUCCUGGAUCUGUAUUUUAUACGUGGGAGGGUAUCAAAGGGACGUGAAGAGGAUGACCUUGUGUUUUUUGUGAGAAAGAUGAAUUUACAUGGAUAUGGAUAUAGUGAUGAUGUGGAAGAUGGUUCUCCUUUCUUUGUCCGUAGAUGGGCCCCCAGGUUGGAGAAAGUAGUUGGUGAAGAUUCUGCAUGUGUGGAUUGGAGACGUUCCAUUUACUUAAAUUUGAUUGCCCACACAUCAUAUACUGUCACAGUUGCAAUUUGCAGUAAACAAGAUCUGGAGCAACGUCAAAGUGGGCAGGACAUAUCACUUUCACCAAUAUAUAAGGUUGUAAAGACUGUUUAUGCAUCGCCAAGCCGUGUUGAUUUUCAGUUGGAUCAUAAAAAGGCUGCAGAAACUUUACCUGCAUACCCAAAUAUCUGUUUUUCAGUUGAUGAUUUUGAUGACACUUUUGAUGCUGUGGUUUUGUCCGAAAGAAAUCAUUGCUACUGUGUACUUCUCAAUGCACAUGGUGGACCAGCUUUUCCAACAGAUGAGGAUCUCCCAGAGUGCAACUCUAGUAGGCCUGUAAAUGUACACAAGGAUGUGGAGGAAGCCAAGCCAUCUAAGCUUACUCUCUUCUCAGGAUUCGUCAGCUAUCAGAUGGUUAGAGAAGCAUAUGAUGCUGGAAAGUCUAGAUUUGGGAGCCUUCUGUCAAUGGGCCAUGGUCAUACAAAAACUGACAAGAUUUACAUGCGGGGCCCUGGUGGACGUGGGGAGGUUGAAGUGGCAGUUUCUGGAAUAGCAGAUCAAAGCCACCAGAAUGCAGCUCUUUCUUCAGCAGUUCAUUUAUCUAGGAAAGGCUCAGGGAUCGGCCUAGGAACUAUUGUCCACAGAGCUGCUUCUGCUGCUUCUGUGUUGGCAAAGCAUGCUUAUGCUGCUACAUCUCCCAACAGGCAAUCUGAUGGUGAACUUCUACCCCUAAAGUGCUGCCUGAUGUCCAUCUCAUUGCCUUGGGAAUACAUUGCACAUGAUUUGUUGUUCAAGGUUAGUCCCCCGGUGGACAUGUAGAAAUCUCCGACCAGUUUUUGGAGUCAUGAUACUGUGACAUCAAAGAGGGAGAAUUGAUGCAGAUGGACGGGCUACUGGGAACUAUGACCAAGAGGAAUAUGCUGCUUUCAUGACAGCCACAUCAAUUGUGCACCCAGCUAGUCAAUUGUUGUUCAUCAUGAUCUUAUUGAUUUGUUGUUUUAACAACUUUAUUUAAUUUGAACAGACACUCGAGCUAAUGUGCUCAAUGGGACUUGGGAUCAAAGGCAGCUCAGGCAGAUUUUGUAAAUAUGCCCACCAAGAAAAGCCGCAAGGACUCCUUGGUAAACUCUGUACUUUAUUUCUUUGAAUCAUUUUGACAUGAAAAAAAACAAAAUUUGUGGGUGUCUGGCUUAGAUA